Messenger RNA from Anopheles funestus (African malaria mosquito), 589 nucleotides. It is a transcript of the gene Nxt1, whose product is annotated as NTF2-related export protein. Gene Ontology annotation, cellular component: nuclear pore central transport channel. Gene Ontology annotation, biological process: protein import into nucleus. The record is from RefSeq and is a predicted model, not a curated record. The transcript has 3 exons. NCBI's taxonomy places the organism in Eukaryota, Metazoa, Arthropoda, Insecta, Diptera, Culicidae. Bases 120 to 542 code for a protein of 140 amino acids.
UGCUACUGUGUUAAACGUCAAAAAACGUAAACAGGACGAAUCGUGUAUCAACCGGCUUUGUUGGCGCUACUUUUGUUGUUUUUCCUCAGUUUACUUAAAAAUAAUCACAUAAAUUCAUUAUGGCUUCUGCUAAAAUAGAUACUGAAAUGCGAUCGAAAAUCGACACCGUAUGUACAACAGCAGAAGCAUUCGUAAAGCUGUACUACGAUCAUGCGGAUAAGAAGCGCCAGCACAUGGCGCCACUGUACAUGGACACGGGGCUGCUCGUGUGGAAUGGAAAUGGUGCGAAGGGAAAGAACGAAAUACAGAAAUAUUUCCACGAGCUGCCACGCUCGGAGCACACAGUGAUAUCGAUCGACGCACAGCCGAUUGUAGACGAUGCCGUAUCCUCUCAGCUCACCUUCGUCAUGCAGGUUUCCGGUACGGUAAAGUACCAAGACAACCCAGCAAAACCAUUCCAGCAAACGUUCAUGAUCACCGCCCAGGGAGACAAAUGGAAAAUCGUUUCGGAUUGUUUCCGCCUACAGGAUGCCAUUUUGUAGUGUUAAGAAACAGCAUCAUUUAACUUUAAUAUACGAUUAAAUGGCAA